AUGUUUCAACAGGAAUUCAAGUACAAAAAGUUCUUCUGGUCGAUUGUGCUCCUAUUAGGUGCAGUCAUUGUACUAGUACCCACUCUCGUGAUUGCCACAAAACGUGCGAAAGAUAGUCCUGAUCGAACGGCACCUGCAGUAACAACACGAAAUGCCGACGAUUAUCAGUCAAACAGUGACUACUAUCAAUCAUUAAAAAAUGUACAUGAUUUUUCUCAAUUGGACAAUCUUCGUUUGGAUCGCCUUUCAUCUCCACGAUUUCAUCCAAUCAAUGGAAAGAGUGUCAUCUAUUUAAGACGACAGUAUCAUAUGCCUGAUUUACGUGGAUCAACAACAACUUUGCAUUGGCUUGAUUUAGAAACAAACAACAAUAUUCAGUUAACACGACCAAUUUGGGGAAUUCAUGAUAGACAAUUCUUUUGGAUAGAUAAUGAUACUAUUCUCUUUUUAUCUAAUCGAGCUUCAUCAGGUCUAACUCAAAUUUUUCAACUUAUGCUUCCUGUCGACUUAUUGAAAGCAACUACUACUUUUAUUGAACCAAUUCAAAUAACAAACUAUUCAUUGAAUAUUGAUAAUCUGCUAGUGAAUCGACAAGCAUCACGCCUUGCAUUUAGCUGUCAAGUUUAUCCAAAUUUAACCAUCGAAGAAACAUUUACUCAAAAAACAACUGAGAAAAAUAGUGGUCGCACAGUUUAUCAAUUCGAUAAGCUAUUCAUUCGACACUGGGAUGAAUAUAUGAUAGGUCCACGUCAUCAUCCAUUUCUUGUUUCAGUCGAAAGACAAGCCAAUAGAAUAUUCAAAUUUUCAUCAGAACCAAUUGAUGUACUUUUCAAUGUAGAUAGUGAUUCACCAACAAGACCUUUUGGUGAUGCUAAAACACAAUGGUCAUUUAGUGCAACUGGUAAUUCAUUUGCAUAUACUCGACAAUAUGAUGAAACAAGUGCUGUAGCUUGGUCAACUAAUAUGGAUAUUUAUACAAUAGAUUUGAGUAAAUCUGGACAAACAAGUGUAUGUAUUACAUGUGAUAAUUUGGCAACUGAUACUGAUCCAUCUUAUUCACCAACAGAUGAUAAUGUAUUAGUCUAUCGAUCACAAUCAAAACAAGGAUAUGAAUCUGAUCAAUUCAAAAUAAAAUUGUAUAAUGGAUCGAAUUCUAGAAUAACACUUCUUGAUGAUUGGGAUCGAAGCAUUCAAGUUGUGACAUGGUCUUUCGAUGGUCAAUCUCUUUUUCUUGAACUUGGUGAAGAAGCACGACAUGUCAUCUAUCAUUUAUUCAAUCUAUUCACAAGUCAAUCACUCACUCGUCUGAUUAGUAAUGGUACAUCACAUGAGAUCAAUGUUCAUCCUAUGAAUAGUCGAAUGUUCAUUUUCACUCAUCAAAGUUUCAUUGAACCAAUCAAUAUCUAUUUAUAUUCAUCGGAUGGAUUGAUGCGAUCUAUCACUGAUCAUAACCAAGCUCUAUUGGCCAAAGUAAAUAUGAGUCCCAUGGCCGAGACGUUUUCAUUUUCAGGUGCUCAAGGUGAUGAGGUUUGGGGAUGGCAUAUGCCGCCAUCAAAUGGUACUGACAAACGAGCUCCACUUGCUUUUCUCAUUCAUGGUGGCCCACAAAGUAGUUGGUACGAUGCAUGGAGCUAUCGAUGGAAUUUUCAAUCAUUUUCUUCUCAAGGCUAUGCUGUCAUUGCUAUAAACUUUCAUGGUUCUGACUCAUAUGGACAGAAUUUUACAGAUAGUAUUAUAGGUGAAUAUGGUUCAUUACCUUUCGAAGAUCUUCAGUUGGGACUUAGUUAUGCUCUGAAAAAGUUUUCUUAUAUUGAUCCGAACCGAGCCGUAGCAUUGGGUGCUAGCUAUGGUGGAUAUAUGAUCUAUUGGAUUGCUGGACAUCCAGAAAUGAGUCUUCGUUUCAAGACACUCAUUUCUCAUAAUGGUGUAUUUGAUACAAGAGCUAUGGGCUAUUCUACAGAGGAGCUAUGGUUCACUGAACAUGAUGUAGGUGGUUACACUCCAUGGUCUAAUCCUGAUGCUUAUGAACUCUAUAAUCCAGUUCAUCAUGUUGCAAAUUGGACUCAGCCAAUGCUAAUUAUUCUUGGUGCUCAUGACUA
Molecule: messenger RNA, 2099 nt
Organism: Rotaria sordida
Lineage: Eukaryota; Metazoa; Rotifera; Eurotatoria; Philodinida; Philodinidae
Source: the annotation of a GenBank genome assembly